Messenger RNA from Hemiscyllium ocellatum (epaulette shark), 2962 nucleotides. RefSeq names its product polycomb complex protein BMI-1-like. Gene Ontology annotation, molecular function: promoter-specific chromatin binding. The record is from RefSeq and is a predicted model, not a curated record. The transcript has 10 exons. Gene Ontology annotation, biological process: negative regulation of transcription by RNA polymerase II. Gene Ontology annotation, cellular component: PRC1 complex. The coding region runs from base 115 to 1083 and encodes 322 amino acids. Lineage: Eukaryota; Metazoa; Chordata; Chondrichthyes; Orectolobiformes; Hemiscylliidae.
GCCAUUUUGUGUGAGGAGCCUGUAGUAACAGCUCCAACCAAACACUGUUUCUUCGCUCGAUUACUCGCACCCGAGACGGCGGGGGCCCGAAGACCAGAGUCUAUUGCAGCUAAAAUGCACAGAACCACUCGGAUCAAAAUCACAGAACUCAACCCUCACCUGAUGUGUGCGCUGUGCGGGGGAUAUUUCAUAGACGCCACAACCAUCAUUGAAUGUCUACACUCAUUUUGUAAAACUUGUAUCGUUCGCUACUUGGAGACCAACAAAUACUGUCCGAUAUGUGACGUACAGGUUCACAAAACUAGACCCCUCCUUAGCAUCAGGGCCGAUAAAACGUUACAAGACAUAGUUUAUAAAUUAGUUCCGGGGCUUUUUAAAGAUGAGAUGAAGAGGCGGAGAGACUUCUAUGCAGCCCAUCCCUCCGCAGAUGUCACAAAUGGUUCAAACGAAGAUCGCGGGGAAGUCACAGAAGAGGAGAAGAGAAUUAUUACAGAUGACGAAAUAAUUAGUUUGUCUUUAGAGUUUUACGAGGGCAACAAAUCAGAAAAGAAAGAGGUGCCGCAGACUGAAGAUACAGAUAAGGCUAACAGUGUACGGUAUCUGCGGUGUCCCGCUGCAAUGACGGUGAUGCAUUUGGGAAAAUUUCUAAGGAAUAAAAUGGAUAUUCCCAGCAAUUUCCGAAUUGACGUUAUGUAUGAAGAUGAACCCCUCAAAGACUACUACACACUCAUGGAUAUAGCGUAUAUUUAUACAUGGAGACGGAAUGGUCCUUUGCCUCUGAAAUACAAGGUCCAGCCUGCCUGCAAACGGUUAAAACUCAGUCACCCGAAUGAGGACUUCGCUAACACCAGCAUACACUCGGAGAGUGACUCAGUGAGUGACAAAGGCAGCCCAGCCGCCGUGGCCUCCACAUCAUCGUCGCUGCCGAGCCCCGGCACACCGGCAGUGUCUCCCAACCCGCAGUAUCCAGCCGCAGCUGCCUCGGUCGUGAACGGCAACACAAACUGUCACCAGAUGCCUCCAUCUGUCGGUAGAGGCCGCAAAGUGACUGUUAACGGCUCGGCCGCCCCGGCUUCCUGCUGAAAGCCGGACCCAAACUGAAUGUUCAACCAACAAAGGAGAAGGGACUCGCCUGUAUAUUAAAGACGGCGCAGCCACCAUCACACUGGCUUCUGCGCCGUUUAUUAAAUGUAAUAUAUAUAUAUAUAUAUAUAUUCUGUUUAGCAAUAUGGUUAUUGUCAGAAACAUUUGUAUUCCCAAACAGAUUUGUAAAUGUAAACGGAUAUAACGCACACAUACACACACACAUGCACCUCCAGUCCCAGACGUAGCUGUUCAUUUUCCCUAAUUGCAAAUGUCGAGUCUAGUCGAUCUAUUUUUAAUGAAGGAUUAUUGGGCCGUAGGAUACUGUUGGGUCGUCACUGUGUUUACUGGGAAAUCAGGCCUGGAUUUUGUUUUUGUAAAACCCGUAUAUUUAACAAAAAAAAUUGCCUUAACACCAGCCUCAUUCAUGGCAGUUGUUAACAGGGGAACAUAAUAUUUCUGGUAUUGUGGCAGGUAUUCUCUAACCAGCCUGUUCAUCGACGUUAUUACACACCUCUGGAACAGGCGGGUCUCUUGACUCAGAAGUAAGGACACUAGCACUACGCCACAAGUAACCCUCUUCUCUCCACUUCCCAAUGGUUUUGUGAAGAAGUGAUCUCAGUUCAAAUUGGAUAGUGGUGUAGUCAAUUAAAGUUGACCAGGUCCAGGAGAGACACGUUUUGGAAGAUCCUCUGAAUAUUAGGAGGAAGUUUUUUUUCUCUCUAAUCGCGCAUGUGUCUUUGUGUAUCUGACAAGGCAACAGGAGGUUCGAGAUCUGUUGUUCAUCUUUAUGUAGGGAAUCCUUUCUUUAAAAAAAGGUCCUUGAUUGGACUUGACGUGGCCUAAGGAACAGUUUGUAAUUUUAGGGAAACAUAUUCAGUUCACACUACAAACUUGUGUUGUGGUUCACUCAUUUUGUGUUCCAACAUCAUUGUGGGGAAAUUAAACAACGUCUACGGUCAAGAUUUGCGAGGUCAUCAGUUUCUGAUCUCAAUUAACAUGAGGAAAAGCUGGAUACCUAAUUCAGGCCAGAGAAAUUGAUCAUCUUACCUCUUCAUCACUGCACCUAAUGGGAAUCAGUAUCCCUGAGGAUAAGGGUUGGGCGUGAUCUUUCCAAUCUCAGGGACACUUUUAACCAUCAUCCAAAUACCUUCGGAAAAGCUAUUCAUAGUGGCGUUCCUAGGUAUUGCUACAUUCCCAAGUCGACCUCCUAGAAUUUUUUCAACAGCUAUGGUUAGAUUGAAAAGGGGUCGGUUCAGAGACGGAUAAGCUAUUUUAUGUGAAUGGUUUUACUUUGUGUGAAAAGCAUACGAAAUGCAAUUGAGAGUAACUGGAUUGGAAACUAUUGCUGCAAGUUCUCAGCUACAAUGGUUAGAAUGACGCCAAGGCUGUAUAUAGUCAAUUGUUUUAAUGAUUUUGUUCCUGAUUCUACGCGCUCCGUCAUUUUCUUCAUUUAAGACGUGGCUUUUUAAAACACUGACAACGAUAAUCAAAUAAUCACUGCUAAAGAAUUAAGGUAACAAACAAACUGGGUUUGCUGCUUAGUACGAAUUGUGAUUUUCCCUCUUUAUUUAAUCAAUUAACUGGAAUCUACUGUACGAUUUAGCAUUUUCUUAACGUGGCAUGUGUGAUAUUGAGAAAGAGAGAAAAAAAUGUUAAGACUGAAUGAAACACAGACCUUAGCAAUUAAAUAUAUCUCUGUCCUGGUAACGACUUGCUACGACACAGCAAAAGGAACUGAGUUGAGAAUUAAUAAUGUUUCAUAAAUUUUUAUUUUAUGUUUUGAUAAACCUAUUAAACCAUUCUAGAAGCCUAUUUACUUUAAUUAUAAACAUCUUCCAGUGUUUAAAAAUAAUCUUUCGAUUGUAGACUGGAGAAU